Glycine soja is the source of this 996-nucleotide messenger RNA. RefSeq names its product transcriptional regulator TAC1-like. The record is from RefSeq and is a predicted model, not a curated record. Bases 372 to 866 code for a protein of 164 amino acids. The transcript has a single exon. NCBI's taxonomy places the organism in Eukaryota, Viridiplantae, Streptophyta, Magnoliopsida, Fabales, Fabaceae.
UUGUUUGAUAGUAACAUGCAUUGUGAGUUUAUGCGACAAUAUUUGAAUCUAACGUAGGCCGAAAGCCACAAGCCAAAACACAAGUUGUCCAGAAAUACUUGACCCAGUAGUGUUUCAAGCCUUAGCUAUUUUGUCCUUUGCUACAACUCAAGCUGUAAAACAUAUCCAGGAAGUUACAUUCUCAUUACAUGGCAAUUUGCAUAAAAUAAUAAUAAGAUGAAAUUAGCAGGCCUUAAUUUGUAUGUGUCCCCAUUAAUUUCAACAUAUAAAACCACCGCUAUCUGCCUUUGUUGACCAUCUCUAUUCCUAUCUACACCAUUUAUUCAUUCUCUUACAGUAUACCUUCAAAGUUGAAACUGAUUAAUUAUCAAAUGGAAUCUGAUCAUCAUCAUGAAGCAGCAUCAGACAAUCAUCCCUCUGAUGGAGAGGAGCAAGGUGCAAGUCACGUGACAUCUAGGUCCUACGAGUGCAACUUCUGCCGGAGGGGCUUCUCUAAUGCACAAGCACUAGGGGGACACAUGAACAUCCACAGAAAAGACAAAGCCAAGCUCAAGCAACAACAAUCUUCAAACCAAAUUCAACAGGAUCCGGCCAAGUCUGGUGGUGAAGAGAGUAACAAACCAAACUGGAAUUGGAAUGUGUCUCCACAAGAACAUGUCAUUCACAAGAGGCAUCAGCUUCCACUCUUUGCCGAAACACCAACUAGCAGUGAAACACAAAAGCCACAAGGUCAAACUCAAACUACUACUGAACAAACUUUGUUAUCUACUCAUCAAGAUUCCUCAUCGGAGUUAGACCUUGAACUGAGACUAGGACCUGAACCACAGGAUUCAUCAGCAGAAACGGAUACAAGAAAUUUUUUUUGAGUUCAAUCCUCUCAUCAAUACGUAAUUAUUUGUAGAUGUCCAUGAAUUACCGCGCGCCCCUUUUUACUGGUGAAAAGAAUUCAUAUACUGUUUGAUUUUGUUUUCGCAAUUUUACUUUUGAAUUCGAUCA